Molecule: messenger RNA, 2638 nt
Organism: Bombyx mori (domestic silkworm)
Lineage: Eukaryota; Metazoa; Arthropoda; Insecta; Lepidoptera; Bombycidae
Product: cell division cycle protein 23 homolog
Exons: 8
Coding region: 201-1991 (596 amino acids)
Biological process (GO): protein ubiquitination; positive regulation of mitotic metaphase/anaphase transition; anaphase-promoting complex-dependent catabolic process
Cellular component (GO): anaphase-promoting complex
Molecular function (GO): protein binding
Source: RefSeq, a predicted model, not a curated record
UAUAAUCUAUGUCCAUAGAUUAUACAGUUAUAUUUGCUCUCUAUCAUACUUCAGUCUUAUACCUACCGUAUUUAUUUACGUUCUUAUUAUGGAUUUAACAAAGUAUUAUAAUUUUAAGAACUAAAAAAUUGUAUAGUUUAACAAUUUAAAGACAUUAAAUAGGCCACUAUUUCGAGUAUCACAUUAUAAAUAUAACAAAUAUGCAACCUUUAUCAAUGCAUCCUAAGUCAGACAUUCAGAUUGAUCUGACCCAGGUUAGAAUUGAUAUUCUUCAAGGUAUCCGUGAAUGUAACAGUCGUGGUCUUGUACAAACUACGAAGUGGCUUGCAGAAUUGAAUUAUGCUUUAAGAGACCACAAGAUAACUUCCGAGGAACCUUCAGAAUCUCUGAACGAGGACAUAACGCCGGAGGAAAAGGAUGCCUACACAUUAGCAAAAUGCUACUUCGACUGUCAAGAAUACGAUAGAGCUGCCCAUUUUUUAGAGAACUGCACGAGUUCGAAAUGCGUUUUUCUUCACAAAUAUUCUUUGUAUAUGUCUAGUGAGAAAAAGCGUUUAGAUAAUGCCACAGACCUGGGUACAGAAAAUAGUGAAUCAAAUCAAGUUCUUUUGGACUUAUUGUCUUUCUUUAAAACCAACUCCAAUAACCUCGAUGGUUACUUGUUGUAUCUAGAAGGUGUUGUACUUAAAAAACUAGAUCUAAGAAGUCAAGCUGUUACAGUACUGCAAGCUUCUGUUCAAGCAGCACCUACAUUAUGGGCAGCCUGGAUAGAGUUGGCAGGCUUGGCCAAUGAAUAUGAGGCACUAGAUUCAUUACAACUACCGAAACAUUGGAUGAUGUACUUUUUUGCAGCUCAUGCAUUUGUGGAACUGAAGCUAUCAGAACAAGCUUUGGAAGCUUACAUGGUGUUGGCUGCAGCAGGAUUUGAGAAGAGUACAUAUAUAACAGCACAAAUGGCUAUAGCGCAUCAUGACAGAAGAGAUGUGGAUUCUUCACUUGCUUUGUUCAGGUUAUUAUACGAGAAUGAUCCAUAUCGACUAGACAACUGGGAUGUUUACUCUCAUCUGUUAUAUUUGAAGGAAAAACGAAUGGAACUUGCAAAUUUGGCACAAAGGGCAGUCUCCAUUGACAAAUACAGAGUAGAAACGUGUUGUGUUAUAGGUAAUUAUUACAGCUUAAGAUGUGAGCACCAAAAAGCUGUGAUAUACUUCCAAAGAGCUUUAUCUCUAGACCCUCAGUACUUGUCUGCGUGGAUCCUUAUGGGGCAUGAAUUCAUUGAACUUCAAAACUCCAAUGCUGCAAUACAAUGUUAUAGGCAAGCCAUUGAUGUAAACCGAAAUGAUUAUAGAGCAUGGAACGGUCUAGGACAAGCAUAUGAAAUACUAGGGUUGAAUAGUUACUGUAUUUACUAUUACUCUAGAGCCGCUCAACUGAAACCUGAUGAUUCAAGGAUGUUGGUGUCUCUCGGUGAAGCAUAUGAGAAAAUGGAAAAAAUACCUAAUGCAUUGAAAUGUUAUUACAAAGCGCACAGUACAGGCGAUAUUGAAGGCAUGGCUUUAUUCAAAUUAGCCAAGUUGUAUGAAAGGUCGAACAUGCCAAACAGUGCUGCGGCUGCGUACACAGCGGCGUGCCAGGAUCCCGCGAACUCCGGCAGCAAGGAACUGCCGGCGGCGCAACGGUACCUAGCGCAGUAUUACCUUAGGUUCUCACUGCUUGAUCACGCGGCACAUUACGCCUAUAAAUGUUUGGAGCAUGAGAGUACUAAAGAAGCAGGAAAGAACAUAUUAAAAAUGGUUUCCGAAAAACGGUUAGCAGCGUCUUCGUCCCAGUCGUCAGAUUUACCUGAAGACUUACCAGAGGCAAUCAAGAAUGUGUCAACGGUGUCCAUAACACAGGACAUUCCCAAAACACCGCUACCUAGUCCCAAUGUUACUCCAGAGAACUUCUCGACCCCGGUUUUCACGCGAAAAAACAGUAAAUAUAAACUAUAAAUCUAAGAAAAAUAGCCGUCUUAAAAACAAGAAAACCUUCGAAUGUCAGCAAUUUGGAAACUAACAUGGAUUCAAAUUCUAUAGUUUACCGUAUGACAAACGGUUAUUUAUUUAUUUGGGAAACAAACAGUACAAUACAAACAUAUAAUACUUAAAAAAAUAUAGCUAAAACAAUAACCAUAUAAUAUAUUUCCACAAUCAAAAUCACAUAUAAAUAGAAAGUGAACAGAGAAGAGAAAUUUAGAAAUUUAAAUUACAAAAAAACAAAGCAACACUACGCAUAUAUUAUUUUAUACAUCAACUUACACUAUAAAACAAUACUCAUCGAACUAAAUCACCUUAUAAAUAUUUUAAAAUAGCUUUUCUAUACUCGAAUUUUCUACACAUACUCGUAAUAUAACUACUGGUUCAUCUUCUUUUAAAUUAUUUGAACCAUUUUUUAAUCCUAUUUUCUUUUUCAGAGCUUUGAUCUUCCCUAGAAUCAGGGUGUAGAAGAAACCCUGAAAAUGAGAUAAAAUAUGAUCUCGACUUUGGUGAUUCGUGAUUGGGUGUUUCGUUCAAAAAAAACAAUAACAAAAAUUGUAAAUACUAUAUGCAAUUAAAGUGUGAAUAAAGUUCUGAUCUGAAGUUAGUUAAUAUUUUGUUAA